AUGGUGGCCACCAAAAUAAGCUUCCACACUGAGAUUGGCUCCGCCAGUGUGGAGCCUGAUUCUGUCGGUGAACUCACGGCUAUCGAAGAAGAAGAAUCAGGCUCCACACCGGUGGAGCCAAUCUCAGUAUGGAAGCUGGUUUUGGUGGCCUCCAUCGCUGUCGGGAUCCACCUUGUCAACGCUGUCCAGAUAGCAAGGCUAAUACCAAUAUAUGUGGAGUUCGGAAUACCAGAUAAAUGGACUUAUUUAGUGUGGCUCGUCGGUGCCGUUUCUAGCUCUGUUUUCCAUCCCUUACUUAGUUAUUACAGCAACACCUGUAAACUCGGGUGGCGGCACCAUCCUUUUAUGUUUGUGGGUGCCGUUGGCGCCACCAUACCUUUUUGGACAAUUGGAUUCGCCAAAGACAUUGGGUAUGCCUUUGGAGACAACCUCUCCGAGUAUACUCAGUAUCGCGCCUUAAUCAUUUUUGGGAUCGAAUUGUGGAUGUUGGAGAUUUCGAUCAACAUGAUCGAUGCCCGCUGCAGAGACUUCCUUGGUGAUCUUGCCAGCAGAGACCAACCAAAGAACAGACUGGCAUACCGGUUCUUCUCAUUCAUCAUGGCAGUUAGAAAUGAACUGGGUUACUUGGCCGCAUUAUUUAGUAGAUUCGAUGUUAUGUUGGCAUUCACCAUGACAAAAGCAUGUGAUAGGUUCUGUGCAAAUGCGAAAAGCAUAUCAAUUUUCUCAAUCUUUCUUCUACCGUUAUUGACGGCUGUGGCUCUAUUCUGCGUCCAGAACAAGAUAGCAUUACCUGAGGAGGAGUCAAGUGUGAGGGAAGAGGAAGAUGACAGAUGCCCACUAGUUAAAUGCUUCCGAGAAAUGUUUCGGACCAUGAAGAGGCUGAAUAACACGUUGGGUUUUAUUUAG
Arachis ipaensis is the source of this 906-nucleotide messenger RNA. Lineage: Eukaryota; Viridiplantae; Streptophyta; Magnoliopsida; Fabales; Fabaceae. The record is from RefSeq and is a predicted model, not a curated record.